Ophidiomyces ophidiicola is the source of this 243-nucleotide messenger RNA. It is a transcript of the gene LSM6, whose product is annotated as U4/U6-U5 snRNP complex subunit lsm6. Gene Ontology annotation, biological process: mRNA splicing, via spliceosome; maturation of SSU-rRNA. Gene Ontology annotation, molecular function: RNA binding. The transcript has 3 exons. Gene Ontology annotation, cellular component: sno(s)RNA-containing ribonucleoprotein complex; U4/U6 x U5 tri-snRNP complex; nucleolus. The record is from RefSeq and is a predicted model, not a curated record. NCBI's taxonomy places the organism in Eukaryota, Fungi, Ascomycota, Eurotiomycetes, Onygenales, Onygenaceae. The coding region runs from base 1 to 243 and encodes 80 amino acids.
AUGGAGAGCACAGUCGCUGCGGAGGGCCAGGACCCGUCUGCAUUCCUGAGCGCAAUCACCGGAGCAUCUGUUACCGUUAAACUGAACUCUGGCGUCGUCUACAAAGGCGAAUUACAAUCCAUAGAUGGCUACAUGAAUAUUGCGCUGGAGAAAACGACCGAGCACGUCAAUGGCAAACUGAGGAAGUCGUAUGGCGACGUGUUUGUGCGGGGAAAUAAUGUUCUCUAUAUCUCUGCAGACUAG